UAAGAUUUGAACUCUUGAAGUACAAAAGAUAAAAAAAAAUUGUCAGCCUUCAAACGAGGGUAUCAUGUAAAAAAGACAUGAUCGUCAAGUUAUAUUAAAGCUGGCUUUUGGUCAACUAAAUAGGCUGUUAGUAACCAAAUACGAGUAAACAAGUUUCAUAUUUUUCAGAACAAGAUUAGGAGGGCCUACAAAGGGAUGACACAACAAGCAAGCCAAAAAAGAUACCCAGAAAAAGUUGAAUUGAUAACAUUCUCAAACUCAUCUAGAACUAAAAGACAAUAGUCACAAAACAAUCCUGGAAAGCUUCAAAUCCAAUACUUGUAUUCCGUACGAGUCGUAAAAGGAAGGAAGAAUUACUUAUCUUUCUGUCUUGAAUUGUAAAACAGCAAUCGUCAGGAAAGCGUGUAGUAGAUAGAUUAUAAAGAAGCCUUUAAAUGGAGCAACAGAAUAAAUGCAGUGAAUAGAAAAUUAGAGAUGAUUAGAGUAAUUUUCACCACAAUUCUGUAUUUACAGUGCUGGAUGUGCUGCUGCUUUGCGAAAUCCCAUCCUCAUUCACAUGUGGAAUCACUGAAUGUGUGGCCGAAGCCUGUCAAGUUAUGGUGGGCGCAUCCGAAAGCAACCAUUCUUUCCGCUGAUUUUACCAUCAAAUGUCCUCGAAACCACCCUCAUCUUGUAGCUGCCACAGACCGAUACCAAAUCCUGAUCAAAUCAGAACACCAUGUGCCACUGGUAAAUCCAGAAGUAGUGGUAUCAACAUCCUGCCAUUUGAAGGUGCUGCAGAUAAAAGUGGCUGAUCUUACAGCUAGCUUGCAGCAUGGGGUAGAUGAGUCCUACAAUCUCACCAUUCCUGCUUCUGGCGCGGGCACUGCUGUACUGGCUGCUAAAACGGUAUGGGGAGCCAUGAGGGGUCUCGAGACGUUCUCACAAUUAGUUUGGGUGGGAGGGACACAAUUUCAGAGACUGCUAAUACCUGUGGGUUUGGACAUUUGGGACUCCCCCAUUUUUGCGCACCGUGGGUUAUUGUUGGAUACGUCGCGAAAUUACUAUGGAGUAAAGGACAUUCUCAGAACUAUUUCAGCAAUGAGUUGGAAUAAGCUUAAUGUUUUUCAUUGGCAUAUCACUGACUCACAUUCCUUCCCUCUGCUUUUACCUUCUGACCCUGAUCUUGCCAUCAAAGGGUCUUAUGGUCCCUUUAUGCAGUAUACUCCGGCUGAUGUUGCUGAAAUCAUCCAGUUUGGCUUUGAUCAUGGCGUCCGGGUUAUUCCAGAGAUAGAUUCUCCAGCACAUACAGGGUCAUGGGCAGGAGCGCACCCUGAGAUAGUAACAUGUGCAGGGAUGUUCUGGUGGCCAGCAGAAUCAGAGUGGGCAGACAGGCUUGCUUCUGAACCCGGAAGUGGUCAACUCAACCCGCUCCACCCCAAGACGUACCAAGUCAUGAAAAAGGUGAUCAAGGACAUAGUCUCCCUUUUCCCUGACCCUUUCUACCACAGCGGCGGAGAUGAGGUCAUCCCCGGAUGUUGGACUACAGAUCCCAUCAUCCAAGCCUUCCUAUCCAACUACAGCAGCGCUCACAAUGGGCUAUCUCAUCUGCUUCAAAUAUUUAUCAACUCUACCCUCCCCUACGUCACCUCCCACAAUAAGACCUCUAUAUACUGGGAGGAUGUUCUCCUGGAUUCCACCAUCAAGGUGGAAGACUUGUCAACUCUACCCCCGGAGCACACCAUAUUACAAACCUGGAACGGUGGUUCACAAAACACAAAACGCAUCGUUUCCUCUGGAUACAGGACAAUCGUUUCCUCUGCUGAUUACUACUACCUGGAUUGCGGUCAUGGCAGCUUUGUGGGGAAUGACAGCCAGUACAAUCGGCCACCAGGUACUGACCAGGGGAAUGGCGGUUCGUGGUGUGGCCCUUUCAAGACAUGGCAACUAAUAUACAACUAUGACAUCACUUAUGGACUCACUCAAGAGGAGAAGAAAUUGGUUUUGGGAGGGGAGGUGGCACUUUGGUCUGAACAAGCUGACCCAACUGUCCUCGACUCCAGGUUGUGGCCUCGAGCUUCUGCAUUAGCUGAGGCUCUUUGGUCUGGGAAUCGAGAUGACACUGGUAAGAAGAGGUAUGCAGAAGCCACGGAUAGGUUGAAUGAGUGGAGGUAUAGGAUGGUGAGAAGAGGGGUCCGGGCUGAGCCCAUUCAACCCCUUUGGUGUGCAAGAAAUCCUGGCAUGUGCAACACUGUUCAUGCCAGUGGUUAACGUUACUGCUAAUUUUUAGAGAUCUCAGUUUGUACACCUUGACUGUGAUGAUUAUUUCAAUAAUAAGGUGUUCAUCAUCUUUUAUUAUUUUACAAA
Molecule: messenger RNA, 2346 nt
Organism: Chenopodium quinoa (quinoa)
Lineage: Eukaryota; Viridiplantae; Streptophyta; Magnoliopsida; Caryophyllales; Amaranthaceae
Product: beta-hexosaminidase 2-like
Exons: 2
Coding region: 475-2250 (591 amino acids)
Biological process (GO): glycosaminoglycan metabolic process; carbohydrate metabolic process
Cellular component (GO): membrane
Molecular function (GO): beta-N-acetylhexosaminidase activity
Source: RefSeq, a predicted model, not a curated record